AUGCUCAACAAUAUCACCGCCGGUGGUUCCGUACACGGUAUCUCCGGAGCGAAGGAUGCACAAGAUCUGAAGCGGUACGAGAAGGAGCACGGCGUGCUGGGUGUGAAUCUGGGCUCCGGUCUGUCCGCUGGUGGUGGCCUCACGCUUCAUCAGGAACUGAUCAUGACUAUGCCCGGCGCAGGUAGCGCGGCGGGAAUCGGGCAAGAUGACAAACCUGCGAAGCAAAAGCGACAUCGGACGCGUUUCACACCGGCCCAACUCAACGAGCUCGAAAGGUGUUUUGGCAAAACUCACUACCCGGACAUUUUCCUGAGGGAGGAAAUAGCACUAAGGAUCGGCCUCACGGAAAGUCGCGUUCAGGUAUGGUUUCAAAACCGACGAGCAAAGUGGAAGAAGCGCAAGAAGACAACCAACGUGUUCCGGUCCUCGGGAUCGCUGCUACCGUCGCAUGGCUUGCCUCCCUUCGGACCGAUGACCUCCGACUUGUGCACCGGAAUGUUUCAUACUCCUGCGGACAGAUGGGGAAUGGGGACAGGUCUCGGACAAUUGCAAAGCGGCAUGACGAUGAGUGGCUUUGGGCAGCUCGGUCAACAAAGUACGGGAAGUUUAGGUUCCAGCCUUAGUCUCGGCAACUCCGGACUGCCGAUCAACAGCCCAUCGCAAUCCGUCUACCAUACCAACUACGGACUCAAUUCUAUCAGUGGUGUUCACGUAUCGGCGUCUCGAGGCUCGCCACCAGGUUCGUCGGUGGGUGGCGGUCAAGCCGGGAUGGGCUCGGGUUUGAACUGCGGUCAGGGCUCUCCGGGCACGACUUCCGGUACCGGUAGCGGCAGCGGCGGUACCGGAGGUGGCGGCGUUUCCUGCGUGGCUGACGUGAGCACGAACGAGGGAUCGGACUGGAGAGGCGCCCACAGCAUCGCGGCGCUCAGGCGUCGCGCCUCGGACGCCUCGCAACAGUACAGUCCGCAGCCUCCGCCGCCAGGACCACCUCAGUAUACCCACGACAUGGAGUACAGUCCUGUUUAUCAAGGCGUCGUCUGA
This is a messenger RNA of Cyphomyrmex costatus, 1041 nucleotides long. It is a transcript of the gene otp, whose product is annotated as orthopedia homeobox. Gene Ontology annotation, biological process: regulation of DNA-templated transcription; neuron differentiation. NCBI's taxonomy places the organism in Eukaryota, Metazoa, Arthropoda, Insecta, Hymenoptera, Formicidae. The record is from RefSeq and is a predicted model, not a curated record. The coding region runs from base 1 to 1041 and encodes 346 amino acids. The transcript has 6 exons. Gene Ontology annotation, molecular function: DNA-binding transcription factor activity, RNA polymerase II-specific; DNA binding.